This is a messenger RNA of Colletotrichum godetiae, 1590 nucleotides long. RefSeq names its product H+ symporter family protein. The transcript is spliced from 4 exons. Lineage: Eukaryota; Fungi; Ascomycota; Sordariomycetes; Glomerellales; Glomerellaceae. Gene Ontology annotation, molecular function: secondary active monocarboxylate transmembrane transporter activity. Gene Ontology annotation, biological process: plasma membrane lactate transport. The record is from RefSeq and is a predicted model, not a curated record. Gene Ontology annotation, cellular component: membrane. Bases 1 to 1590 code for a protein of 529 amino acids.
AUGGACAGUCCGCACGACAAAACACACGUCGAACCUGAGAGUCCCCAUACUGAACAUCAUGGGGACCAGGAGCCGUGGCACGGCAUGUCCGUCGGCCGGUAUAUGGGAACACGCUUCACCACCCUCAAGCCGCCUAUGCUGAGCGCACCGAACCCGCUGAGGCUCGUCAAGAUGAUAAGCGGAAGGCAAUGGGCCUUCUUCGCCGUCGCUUUCGCUGCCUGGACCUGGGACGCUUUCGACUUCUUCACCGUCUCCCUUACCAUCACCGAGCUCUCCGAAACUUUUGACAAGUCCAAGACCGACAUCACCUGGGGAAUUACCUUGGUGCUCAUGUUCCGAUCCGUCGGCUCCAUCAUCUUUGGUAUUGCAGCAGAUCGCUACGGCAGGAAGUGGCCCUUCAUCGUGAACAACCUCCUGUUCAUCGUCCUUGAGCUAGGUACUGGCUUCUGCCAAACCUACGAGCAGUUCCUGGCAUGUCGCGCCCUCUUCGGAGUCGCCAUGGGCGGUCUGUACGGCAACGCAGCAGCAACCGCACUCGAAGACCUUCCCUCAGAGACCCGCGGAAUGAUGUCCGGCGUCUUACAGCAAGGUUACGCCUUUGGUUACCUAUUGGCCGCGGCCUUUUCCCGAGGGCUGGUCAACACGACCCCGCACGGCUGGCGCCCUCUCUUCUGGUUCGGAGCAGGUCCGCCAGUCCUCUUCAUCGCGUUCCGUCUGAUGCUGCCCGAGACCGAUACCUUCAUCGAGCACAAGCGCAUUCGCGAGGCGGCCGGCCGACGCGCCGAGGAAGCCGGGCACACGAGCGUCACCUCCACUUUUUUGAAGGAGGGUAAAGUGGCUCUGCGCAGACACUGGUUGCUCCUGACAUACCUCGUCCUCCUGAUGGCCGGGUUCAACUUUAUGUCGCACGGCAGUCAAGAUCUCUAUCCCACCAUGCUGACGAACCAGUUCAACUUCAAUGCCGACAUGGUGACCGUCACGCAGGUCGUCGCGAAUCUGGGUGCUAUGCUUGGCGGCACUACUGUCGGCUACUGCAGUCAGAUCUUCGGUCGACGCUUCAGUAUUAUGGUCUGCUGUGUCGUGGGAGGUGCCUUGCUAUACCCCUACACUUUCGUCACGACCGAGGCAGUCAUGGCCGCCGCCUUCUUCGAGCAGUUCUGCGUGCAGGGCGCCUGGGGUGUAAUCCCUAUCCACCUCAUGGAGCUCAGCCCCGGUGCAUUCCGCACGUUUGUGGUCGGCACGUCGUACCAGCUGGGUAACCUCGUCUCAUCGGCCAGUUCCACCAUUGAGUCUCGCCUCGGCGAGAACUUCCCCCUCACGCCAAAGGGCACGACGAAGCGCUACGACUAUGGCAAGGUCAUUUGCAUCUUCAUGGGAUGCGUAUUUGCCUACGUGUUGUUGUUGACCUUUAUCGGUCCCGAGCACCUGCGGCGCAGCUUUGAUGUGGCUGAUGAUUCGGAUAUGAGAGAAGUUGCUGGGGAUGAGAUGAUGGAGGACGAGCUUCAUAACCGCGAGGGCCGAGCUGGUCACCUUGCGCCUAGUGAUGAGGAGCUGGGACAUCAGGAAAAGUCUGCUACGCACCGGGAAUAA